AUGGCAAAAUACGUCCUCGCCUUUGACAUAUAUGGGACUCUACUAGAUACCAGUAGCAUAUCCAAAGCUCUUAUGGAACACCUUCAGCUGGACAAAGACAAUACCGCUCAAGUUAGUGCGCUGUGGCGUAGAUACCAGCUUGAAUAUACUUGGAGACUCAAUUCAAUGAAUGUCUACAAACCCUUCGACAUCGUAACCAAGAAAGCACUUCAACAUGCUCUUAAAGAAUCAGGAAUAAGAUUUGACGACGACUCUAUAAGGAGAUUAAUGGAUGCUUACAAUGUUCUUCCAUGCUUCCCCGACGCCGAACAUGCUCUACGGGAAUUGACAAGCAAUGGAAAGGCGAAGAUCGUAGUAUUUAGCAAUGGGACUCAGUCGAUGGUUCAGACGGCCCUCUCUGCUGCAGGUCUCACAAACAUGACGCCGAACAUUUACGUUGCCGAUGCUGUCGGACGUUACAAACCCACUCCUGAAAUAUAUCGUGGACUUCUGCAGUCCGUGGGUAAGGAAGGGCACCCGAAGGAAUGUUGCUUAGUAAGUGGCAAUCCAUUUGACGUCACUGGAGCAAUAGCGCAAGGUAUGCGAGCCAUUUGGGUCGAUAGAGCCGGUAAAGGAUGGGCAGACGGCAUUCUUCCUAUCCAUAGUUCGAGCGAAUUCGAGGCUAUGAAGAUCGUUCAUAGUCUUCAAGAGAUUCCCGAGCUGGUUUCGUCCUUUGAAUGAAAUCAGCACAAAUUUCAGAAACGGAGAAACGAGUCCAUGUAUAAUCAGGAUUGGCUUCAUGACACAAUGAACAGAGAAU
Molecule: messenger RNA, 799 nt
Organism: Fomitiporia mediterranea MF3/22
Lineage: Eukaryota; Fungi; Basidiomycota; Agaricomycetes; Hymenochaetales; Hymenochaetaceae
Product: haloacid dehalogenase
Exons: 7
Coding region: 1-720 (239 amino acids)
Molecular function (GO): hydrolase activity, acting on halide bonds, in C-halide compounds
Source: RefSeq, a predicted model, not a curated record